Prunus dulcis (almond) is the source of this 2453-nucleotide messenger RNA. Its product is annotated as probable pectate lyase 5. NCBI's taxonomy places the organism in Eukaryota, Viridiplantae, Streptophyta, Magnoliopsida, Rosales, Rosaceae. The transcript has 4 exons. Bases 922 to 2421 code for a protein of 499 amino acids. The record is from RefSeq and is a predicted model, not a curated record. Gene Ontology annotation, molecular function: pectate lyase activity.
CUUUUAGGUGAACCCAAUAAUCUUUGCUGCCUUUUCUAAUUUCUACAAGCAAAAAGGCGCUUUUUAUAACGGCGAGCCCGCCUUCGUCUUCACCUGGCAAAGCCGAAAGAAAAUUGCCGAAAGCUGCAAUCUUUGUUUUGAGAUCAACUGCUAAACAAACCUUCAAUAUUUUUCUAAUCAAACCAACAAAUGAAAGCGAAAAGAGUUCUUGUCCGCACUCAGAGGCGGGAGGUUUAUAGGUUGGAAGGAGAACAUUCAUAACUUUCAGCAAAGAAUCUUAAUCCGCAGGCAAAGCAGCAAGAAAAUCUAGUUUUAGAGAACAAGAAAGAGCAAAAAAGAAAAGGCUCUUAGCAUUUUGAAGAAAAGGCUUUUAGCAUUUUGGAUAAGCUCUCUUUCUGAAUCUCUAUCGGAAUUUUUAACAUUUUAAAAAGAUUUUGAUUUGGCUUUCUUCCCAUCUAUCCCUAGAUUCGCAAGCAAGGUAAGAAUGUAAGUGACUGAAGGUGUCUGCAAGGGAGAUUUAGGGGGAGAGAGAGAGUCAUUAUAUUUCUCUCUCCUACUCCUCAUAUCCUCCAGUCCCUUCGGUUAUCCUAAUCACCAGCCUACCGCUCCCCCAAUCUUCUUUCCUUUCUACAAAACCCUCCAAACCCUAGCAGAAAAGUGAACACAUUUUCCCAAUUAAAUUAUUGCAGUGUUUCAUUAUUAUAAUAAUUUUUUAUUAUAUAAACCACCUCACAUUUCCCAAGAUUUGCAGCUUCCCAAGUUGUUGUUUGUUGUUAAUACUGGGCAGCAUUGGAGAGAAAGAUCUCUCUCAAAGAAGAGUCUUUUAUACAGAAGCGUAAAAACACAACAGCAGCCAACAACAAACAAAUACCCUUUGGCCCUCCCUCAUUAUUGUUCUUUCUUUCAUCCUUGCUUUCAAGGAUGCUUCCUACCACCUGCAUUCUCUUAAUAUGCCUCUUGAGCUCUCUCUCCCCCCUCACCAGAGCUUCUUCCCUCAACCUCACCCUCCCUCACCAACACCCCAACCCUGAAGCUGUUGCUCAAGAAGUACAAAGGAGAGUCAAUGCAUCUCUAUCCAGACGCCAAAUGCUGUCCCUCGAACUCAAAGAACAACAACAAUGUCUAAUCGGCAACCCAAUUGACGAUUGCUGGCGCUGCGACUCGAACUGGGCCAGAAACCGCCAAAAGCUCGCCGAUUGCGGCAUUGGGUUCGGCCAAGACGCCAUGGGAGGCAAAGGAGGCCAGAUCUACAUCGUCACCGACUCGUCCGAUCGGGACCCAGCCAACCCAGUCCCGGGCACUCUCCGCCACGCCGUGAUCCAAACGGAGCCCCUCUGGAUCAUCUUCUCCGCCGACAUGACCAUCAAGCUCAAAUGCGAGCUCAUCGUCAACAGCUUCAAGACCAUUGACGGCCGGGGCUUCAACGUCCACGUCACCGGCGGCGGCUGCAUAACACUCCAGUACGUCUCCAACAUCAUCAUACACAACAUCCACGUCCACCACUGCAAACCCGCGGGUAACACUAACGUCGCCUCCAGCCCCACCCACGUCGGGUGGCGCGGAAAAUCGGACGGCGACGGCAUCUCCCUAUUUGGCGCUCGCAAAAUCUGGAUCGACCAUUGCUCGCUCUCCUACUGUGCCGACGGCCUGAUCGACGCCAUAAUGGGGUCCACAGGGAUCACCAUCUCGAACAGCUACUUUGCCCACCACGAUGAGGUGAUGCUUUUGGGCCACGACGAUAAGUACAUGCCGGACUCGGGAAUGCAGGUGACGAUUGCGUUCAACCACUUCGGUGAGGCGCUGGUGCAGCGUAUGCCUCGGUGCAGGCGCGGGUACAUACACGUGGUUAACAACGACUUCACGCAGUGGGAGAUGUAUGCUAUCGGCGGUAGCGCUAACCCCACCAUUAACAGCCAGGGGAAUCGGUACACUGCUCCCCAGGACCAAAACGCCAAGGAGGUAACAAAGCGCGUGGACACGAACGAGGGGGAUUGGUCCGACUGGAAUUGGAGGACGGACGGGGACAUAAUGGUAAAUGGCGCUUUUUUUGUGCCCUCAGGAGCAGGAAUGAGCACUCAGUAUGCGAGGGCCUCAAGCACUGAGCCGAAGUCGGUUGCCCUCAUCGACCGCCUCACAAACAACGCCGGUGUCUUUGGUGACCCCAGGAGCAGUACCAGCGUAUCACACCCCGGAGAUGAUGGCGGUGGGACCAUCACCGAUGGCACCAACACAGGAAGUGAAGGGGCCAGCGGCGGUGACGGAGACUAUUUUGGAAUGAUAUUUGGGAACGGUGCUCCACCAAGCUCCUCAUCAUCUUCAAACACAAUAUUCUUGUCUCUUCUAAUUAUUUUUAUUUUGUACGUUACCAUCAACCAUGGUGGUGCUCUAUUAUCAUUACCCUUAUUAUUAACAUUAUUAUAGAAUUCAAAGAAAAUAUCAUUAUCCGAUAAAAA